AUGCCCAAAGGAAAGUGGAUCGACAAAAAGAGUGCCCAGCACUUUACGCUGGUGCAUCGCCCGCAAAAUGAUCCCCUCAUCUACGACGAGAAUGCGCCGUCGAUGGUUCUGAACCCAACCGAAGGCAGCAAAAAUGGAGGCCAGGGAAAGAACCUCGGCGACUUGGCUUCUGAGCUUGGUUCCGACGCCGAACAUAUUCGCGCCAACGAGGGCGAGGCAGCCAACUACGGUGUCUACUAUGACGAUUCCGAGUACGAUUAUAUGCAACAUUUGCGCGAUCUAAACACUGGCGUGGGCGAUGUCGUCUUUGUUGAGGCCAAGACAACGGGGAAUGCUGGCAAGGGCAAACAGAAACAGUCUCUCGAAGAUGCGCUGAAACAAAUGGACUUGGAGCACAAGGCAGGAGAUGUCCUGGACCCAGAUAUGCUGCCAUCGAAAGAUCUCCCACGCAUGUCCUAUGAGCAACAGCAGGACGUCCCAGACGCCAUUGCCGGAUUCCAACCAGAUAUGGACCCUAGAUUGCGAGAAGUCCUUGAGGCUCUGGAGGAUGACGCUUUCAUCGACGACGAGGAUGACGAUAUAUUCGACCAGCUAGCCAAGGAUGGGUAUGAGGUUGACGAAUACGAGUUUGAGGAUAAUCAAUUUGACGACGACGAUGGGUGGGAGUCUGACGAUACCGCAAAGCCAAACAAGGAAUACAAGGACGAUGAAGUGCCACAGUUGGUAGCGGUCCAGGAACAACCCGACCAAGGCCCCUCACAAGAUUGGCUGGCGGAUUUCCAAAAAUUCAAAAAGGAGCAAAAAACAGGCGGUCCUCUCAAAGCCGUAGGCGCCCCCGCUCAGUCCGAGCUGCAGUCCAACUGGACCACAACCACAAACGGAGGCCGCAAGAAGAAGAGAAAGGGCGCGCUCACCGUUGCUUCGGGUUUCUCCAUGACAUCUUCUUCGCUGGUGCGCACAGAGCAGCUCUCCUUCCUCGAUGCGCGUUUCGACAAGCUUGAAGAAAAGUACAACGAGGAAUUUGACGACACGGCCUCCGUGUCCGCCAUCUCCACGGCUUCGAGUGUCACAGGCCCCGUCCGCGGCGACUUUGACAACAUUAUGGACGAGUUUUUGGGUAAUUACGGUGGCAAGCCAGGCAAGAGGACACACAAGAAAGCCAAGGCGCAGACUGGUCUGGAGCAGCUGGAUGAGAUCCGCAGAGAGCUAGGCCCUGCACGAAUAAAGGGACGGCGGUAA
Messenger RNA from Cordyceps militaris CM01, 1239 nucleotides. RefSeq names its product low-temperature viability protein ltv1. Lineage: Eukaryota; Fungi; Ascomycota; Sordariomycetes; Hypocreales; Cordycipitaceae. Gene Ontology annotation, cellular component: cytosol; nucleus; preribosome, small subunit precursor. Gene Ontology annotation, biological process: ribosomal small subunit export from nucleus; ribosomal small subunit biogenesis. The record is from RefSeq and is a predicted model, not a curated record. The transcript is spliced from 2 exons. Bases 1 to 1239 code for a protein of 412 amino acids.